Messenger RNA from Branchiostoma floridae (Florida lancelet), 3793 nucleotides. RefSeq names its product zinc finger protein 2-like. The transcript has 10 exons. NCBI's taxonomy places the organism in Eukaryota, Metazoa, Chordata, Leptocardii, Amphioxiformes, Branchiostomatidae. The record is from RefSeq and is a predicted model, not a curated record. Bases 146 to 2287 code for a protein of 713 amino acids.
CUUCUGGGUGGGUGCCGAUCAACAUCCGGGACUGAGGGCGACCUUUGACCUGUAUCGCCUUUCCACAUAUCAGAUGAGGUGAUUUGAUCACGGCGCAUUAUUCAUCAGUUUCCCUGGUUUUCUCACCGGAGAAGGCCUAACCGUGAUGGCGGAGGGGGAUCAGGUUACAGAAAUGGUGGCCGACAGCACCAGUCUGAAGGUGCCUGUAACAAGUGCGUCCGCAAUCACCGUGAACGGAGUCAAACCACGCGUGUACUACCAGUGCGACCAGUGUCCAUAUCUGAGUGAAAACCGCUUCGCCCUCAUUCGCCACUAUCGUACCCACACAGGCGAAAAGCCCUUCAAGUGUAAGCAUUGCCCCUCUGCAUUUGCGCAGGCAUAUGACCUGAAACGCCACAGUAUGGCCAUACACGAUCAAUCCAAGCCCCACAAGUGUCCAAAGUGCGAGUUUGAGUGCCUGCGCAAAGCCAACCUGGUUGCUCACAUACGGAGGGCCCACUCCGACGGGAAGCCAUUCAAGUGCAGCUAUGGGAAGUGCUCCUACAGUACCACCACUAAGAAGUACCUACAGGUACACAUGGCUAUCCAUGCCAACAAGGAGAGGUACCAGUGCAGCAAGUGUGAGUACAAGUGUCCUCACCAGUGGAUCCUGACUCGCCACAUGCGCAAACACGAGCGGGAAGAACAGCGUGCGGCGGAACAGGCGGCGUGGGAAGCACAGCAGACUAAAGUGGAGCCGGAGUCCCAAGUCACAGUCGUUCAGGGGCAGGUACAGCCAGCGCAGGCUCAAGUCCAGAUGAACAGUGCCCAGAAGGUUCCGGUUCUCAUUGCCAAAGGUUUCCCCCCGUCUCAGCGCCCUCCCAUCCAGAAGCUCUUCAUCACUCCCAGCUCAGCUCAACAAAUAGCAACCAUAGCCAGGACAGUCGUUACCUCGGCAAUACCGGUGGUGGGAGCAAACUGGGCACCCAAGACUGUCAGCAUCACCAUCCCUGUACAGUCUACAAGUACCAUCCCUGUACAGUCUGGGAACACCAUAUCUAUACAGCCUGGGAGCACCUUACAAGUACAGUCUCCCGGCACCAGCCAGUCACAACCACCCACAGUAAACCUCACCACCAGCCAAGGGAACCUCACAACUUCACCAAAAAGCCCCCGAUCGUCGUCCCGCGGUAAUGCCGGGAAAAGGAGGAACAGAGAUGAUGAUGAAAUGAGUACCAGCAGCGCAGGACGUCACUCCGUCCCCGGCAGUUUGAUUGACAAACCGUUCCAGUGUGACAUGUGUGGGUUUGCCUUUACUCACAACUGGCUACUACAGCGGCACAUAAAGACCCAUCAGUACAGUGGGAAGAACAAGCAGCAGCUGUUGGCCCGGAGUCUGCUGCGAGCUGCCCGUAACCAGCUGGAGCGGCCGCGCCCCUUCAAGUGUGAGGAGUGCGGCUUCGCCUUCAUCCAGAACUGGCUGCUGCAGAGGCACCUGCGAUCACAUGCUGCACGCAGGAUGAAGCAACAGGAGCAGGGUACAUACUUUGCUGGAAAGAUGAUCACACAAGUCCAGCACCAGCCCCAGCAGCUGAUCCAGGGCCAGACCUUUGCUCCACAGACCAUCACAGUCCAGCAGAACACCUUCAAACAGGAGAUCAGUGACAGUGAGGAGGAUAGUGAGGAUGAUGAUGUGUACAGUGAUGAAGAUGACUCCCUCUCACCCAUCCCUGCUUCCAAACUACAGGAGUAUCAGUGUAACUUCUGUCCUUUCCAGGCUAACAAUGGACUGUCCCUGGCAAACCACCUUCGCAUCCACAGUGAUAAAACCUUCCAGUGCAAUGUGUGUGAAUUCUCUACCAGAAACAGGAAAGAUUAUGUCACCCACGUGCAGGAACACGCCAACAAGAAGCAUCACUGCUCCUUCUGCAGUCUGACGUUUGAGUCAGGGAUUGGCUUGUCCAACCACAUCAGAGGACACAUGGGGGAGAACAAGUACAGAUGUGAUCACUGCCCCUUCUCAACCAACCAGCGGAGAGUCCUGGAGCGCCACGUGAAGCGCAGCCACACCCGCAAGCCCCUGCAGCCAACCAUGAUCAUCAAACCGAACCUGGCCCCCAUCAGCCAACCACAGGAGAGCUUACAUGCAGACUUGGGGCCGUCAGACAUCGGUCAGGAAGUGACAGUGGGGUUGGACGGGGAGGAAGAACUAGAGUACGAGUCGGUUAUCUUUGAGUGUCGCUACUGCGGCCGGCAGUUUGAUAUCCAGGAGGAAUGGGUUCGGCACACGCAGAGGCACAUGUGGUGAACAGAUACAUAUCUCCGCAACAACAAUACAGUACAUGUGUGUGGCGUAGAUUGUGCUUUCUCAGGUCUACUGUAAAUGCGGAAGCUUUUGUAGCGGCUUUAUUUUUGCUGUUUUGUGGUGACCUCUUGGUGAAUUGGUGACAUCUGAAAUAUCCUAUGUUUCACCACUAUACUAUAGAAUUGCUUCAAACACAAAUUUUAAACAUCACAAAAGCCUCCUUUUUUCUUUCUGCUACAAAAUAAAACCACAUGGAAAGAGAAUUUACAGUAUUAUAUACCAAGGUCUUGAAUUGUUGAGUCUAAAUAAUAUGGAAGAUUGUAGUUGGACCAUAAAAUACCUCUGUGAAGGAUGUAUCUUUGUUUUACUGAAGCUGUGACUAUUUCUAAGCAUCGCUGUAUUUAUUCCAACUUGAUGGCAUUGUACAUUGUCAAAUGAUUUGGGUUUUACCCUACUGUCUGUUAUAUGUAACUGACCAACCCUGCCAUUGGGCAGUAAAUUAAAGCUCUAGUGUUUUUCUCAGAUAAAUGUGAUAGAAGUUUCUCUUGAAAUGUUAAGUACAGCAGUUUGGGACCUUUCCCAAGUGUCCUUGUAACUGUUACAGUAGUAGUAGUAUCCAACUAACAAGACAAGAGCAGUAGAAAGGCUUGAAUUGUUGUGCCGUGCUGAUGUGAUUAUGUCCUACAUGUAGACAUGUAAUUUAUGACAGGUGAAGCAUUGGAUGUAUUUAUACUAAGCAAUUUUGAAGUGACGUAGUCCCUCAGUAGAUGUACGACUCGUAAUGUGUGGAUAUGUGUUAUUUACUGAAAAGUAGCAAAAGUGCUGAUGAAAAUAGCACUUAAAGGAUUACAAUUUGUGUGAACAAAGCUGCUAACUUAAUGCUUACGUAACUUCAUACUUGCUCUUUCACACAGUUGCCUUAAUGUAAUUCUAGCAAGAUAUUGAAAGCACCGGUAGUGCUUUUCCAAGUGCUUCAAGAGACUUAGAGUGCUUCAAGAGAUUAUUUUACACAGUAAACAAAGAAACUUGGUACCUAACUUAAAAAUGUUUUAUCUGCUUUGUGUAAAGGGGAAUCUAGACUGACACUAGUCUAACAUGGCUAUAGCUUCAACCUAUGAUUUUCUUCAUUUGGAUAUCUGCACAACUAUAGUGCAAAGUAGCUGGUGACUAUAAGGGUAUGAAUAUUUGUAUGUAUAUGUAACAGUGGGCCUGCAGAAAGUAACCAAUACCUCAGGUUCAACUUCUGGCUUGAACAUAUUUUUGCUGUUAAUGACAGAUUAUUCACCUGCAAAGUUUCAGAUUUUCUGUAGUUUACCCAUUUUUGUUUGUUUCUAAUUUGCUAUAAUUGAGUGUCUGUAAUGAUCAGAAAUCAGAAUGUAGAUAAUGCACUGGUCUGUAAAACAGUACAAUUGAGUUUUUUUUCCUCACAUAAAAUGGGACUGUAAGGGGGGCUUGUACUGCUUGACACUAUACCAGCUUGAAAAGGUGAAUAAAUUGUCAGCAGUGGAC